Phoenix dactylifera (date palm) is the source of this 3563-nucleotide messenger RNA. RefSeq names its product protein FAR1-RELATED SEQUENCE 5-like. The record is from RefSeq and is a predicted model, not a curated record. Gene Ontology annotation, molecular function: zinc ion binding. Gene Ontology annotation, biological process: regulation of DNA-templated transcription. NCBI's taxonomy places the organism in Eukaryota, Viridiplantae, Streptophyta, Magnoliopsida, Arecales, Arecaceae.
UCAGCCUCGCGUCGAGCUUGAGCUUGAGCCGAGAUCAGCUCGCUCAAGCGCGUUUCGUUUAUACGCCUAGAACACAGGACCCUUCGGUGGUUUCGCUGUUUCGUAAGCCCUGCCGACCAGCGAAUCCACCCUUCACCCACUCCCACCUCGCCCCUCUCCGACACCGGAGCAAGAACUUUGAUUGGAUACCGGGGGAUCGAAUCUCCGCCUCUCCCUUCUCCUCCAUCUCGAUCGACUUGUAGUAGCUUGGAUUCAGAGGAAGAACGCGCGAGAUCGAGUUAGGAUGAAGCACAAGAAACUGUGAGGAAGCUUUGAUAUGGAGGAAAUAUUGACUAUUCUCACUCGGGCUUCUUGUAAAACCUUCAUGAAAAAAAUGACAGAUGCACCGAGACCUGAUUCUAUGACAAUGGAGGAUGUUAAUAGUGCAAGAUGGCUACCAAGGAUCGAUAUGUUGUUUGACAGUGAAAAUGAGGCAUAUGAGUUCUAUAAUACGUAUGCUGAGAAUGUAGGUUUCUUUGUCCGAAGGUCGACUCUGUGGACAACCUCAAAGAAUAUCAUUACUAGGAGAACAUUUGUAUGCUCUAGAGAAGGCUUUCGUGAGAAGAAAAAAGGGGCAAAGGAGGCGAAGUGUCCGCGGCCUGAAACAAGAAUUGGUUGCCCGGCAUGCAUGACCAUCAGGCUUACACCUAAUGGGAGAUACCGUGUGACAGAAUUUGUACCAAACCACAACCAUCAGCUUGCGGCAGCAUCUACUAUUCAUAUGUUGAGGGCCAAGAAAUUGAGACGUAAGGCACGAGCUGUAAGAGCAGAUUUGGUGGAUGACACAGUGAGAACACCGGAAUUUGAAACUGAAGAUGAGGCCUAUGAAUUUUACAGCAUGUAUGCUGGAAGAAUAGGAUUCAGCAUCCGAAGAGCAAGCAUGACAAUGAGUGCUGAAAAUGUUAUCACUAGAAGGAUGUUUGUGUGUUCAAGGGAAGGUUUCCGGGAGAAGAAAAAAGGAGCAAAGAGGGUGAAAAAACCACGCCCAGAAACUAGAACUGGUUGCCCUGCAUGCAUGAUCAUCAGACUUACACCUAGUGGCAAAUAUCAUGUGACAGAGUUUGUUACAUACCAUAACCACCCACUUGCAGUCCCAUCAUCAACUGACUUGGUGAUGUCAGAUAGUGUAGAAAAUGGUCAAGAUGAUGAAUCGGACAUGGCUGAUGGAUCUGCAGACGAUACCGUGCACAAGCAAGCUCAGAGUCAUCAAAGCAGCAGUUUGCUUUCUUUAGACAGUAAGAAUUAUCUAAGAUCCAAGCGUGUGAAGUCCAUCCAGGUAGGAGAUGCAGGGGCCACAUUGGAGUACUUACAAAAGAUGCAGGAUGAUAACCCAUCAUUCUUCUAUGCAGUACAAGUUGAUGAGGAUGAUAACAUGACUAACUUUUUCUGGGCAGAUGCGAAAUCUAUGAUGGACUUCAACUACUUCGGUGAUGCGGUUUGUUUUGACACAACCUACAAAAUUUAUGGUUAUGGUAGACCAUUUGCAUUAUUCAUCGGUGUGAAUCAUCAUAAGCAAGUUGCUAUUUUUGGGGCUGCAUUGCUAUAUGAUGAAAGUGCAGAAUCAUUUAAGUGGUUAUUUGAGACAUUCAAGGCUGCAAUGAGUGGAAGGCAACCCAGGACAGUUUUAACAGACCGUGACGCAGCAAUGUGUGAAGCAAUAGCUGCAGUUUGGCCAGGCACGAGUCAUCGUUUUUGCGUGUGGCAUAUUUGUCAGAAUGCAGUUGAGCAACUAAGUCAGGCAUUUCAUGGUUCCAGAACUUUAGGAUAUGAUUUCAGCCGAUGUCUUUUUGAUUUUGAAGAUGAGGAAGAGUUUCUAGUGGCAUGGAAAGCAAUGUUGGAAAAGUAUGAUCUCCAGGACAAUCAAUGGUUGGCAAAGCUAUUUGAUGAAAGGGAGAAAUGGGCACUGGUAUAUGGGCGUGAAACAUUUUAUGCAGACAUCAAAAGUGUCCAACAGAAGGAGAACUUAAGUACUGGCCUAAAGAAAUAUUUAAGCCCAGAAAGGGAACUUUUGAGCUUUUUUGAGCAUUAUGAGAGAAUGCUGGAUGAGCGGCGAUGUGCAGAACUACAGGCUGACGCUAAUGCAAGUCUAAGUACUAAAAAACCACCUUCUAUUCGUAUGUUGAGGCAAGCUGCAAAUGCUUAUACACCAGCUGCAUUUAAAAUGUUUGAAAGAGAAUUUGAAUUGUACAUGGAUUGUAUGUUGUAUAGUUGUGGUGAAACCGGAACAAUUUCUAACUAUAGGGUUACUGUCGAAGAGAAAGCUAAAGAUCACUUUGUCAAAUUUGAUUCUUUAGAUGGUACAGUGACCUGCACUUGUAAGAAGUUUGAGUUUAUUGGGAUUCAAUGUCGUCAUGUGUUGAAAGUACUUGACACUAGAAAUAUUAAAGAACUUCCACCACAAUACAUCUUGAAGAGGUGGAGGAAAGAUGCAAAGGCUGGAUUUUUGAGUGAUAAUGGUCCAUUUUCUUUUGAUAGUGACCCUCAGUCAUCCCUAUCAAAGCGUUACAACUAUUUAUGUCGCAUUUUCAGUAUAGCUGCAGCAAGGGCUGCUAAAAGUGUAGAGUCAUAUGCAUUUAUUGAGAGCCAGUCAGCUAUGCUUAUGGAUCAAGUGGAUCAAGUUUUACAAGCAAGACCAUCUGAGAUGCCUGCGCUGAUCACCACUUCAUGUGAUCGAUCACAAAAUCCAGUAGAAAGUGUAGUCACUGGAAGUUUACGCUAUGAUAAGGCCAAUCAAGCGAGUUUCAUUGGUGGUGCAGCUAAUGGCACUUUAACUUUUCCAUUCACCUUAACAGCUAGUCCACCAGAUUACUGUUAAGUCAGGAUUACUCAUCUCCCAGCAUUCACAUCCAACCAUUUGUUGGGGACAGUUCCCGGCUGGACCACCAGAACAGUGAAGAAGGCCAUUGUCGAUGUGAUUUCAUUUUGGGGUUCCCUAUGAUCUAUGUACUACUCAUAUUAUUCAACUAAAGCACUUAAUGCAGAAUAUGAAUUUGGUUCUCUCUUUUCUGGUCGGUUUGUGUUACUGCUAGUUUUGCAUAUUCAGUUAGAGCAUGCGUGAAUGGUUUUCAUAAAUCUGUGAUGCUAGGAAAUGGUUGUUCAGAUUUUGUCAAGGACAAAUACUAGAAUUGAUCUUUGUUUCAGUUAAGAUCUGAAUAAACUGAUUUUUCGUCUGUUGACAGGUUUCUUUUGCCUUCCUAUGCCACUGAUGGCCUGAAGAAAAAGCUGGAAUGAUUCUAUGUUUUAGGACCACAUCAUUCUUAUCACAUGCACCAAACAGCAACAUGACUCUGGUCUAUAAGCUGCCCUGUUCACAACUUUUUAUACUAAAACGACUUAAUUCAGCCUACGUCAGUAGGCACAAAGUGUAGGUUCACAUGUUGAUGCAAUGUUGAAUGUUCCAGGCUGCUAUGUUUCCUGGGUUUCUACUUUUGUAUUGUUCUCUCUGCUUUUGUUAGGAUCCUUGAUUGUAACUUAUUAUUGCCUUAAAAUUCGAAAGGUAUAUGAAUAUCUGAUUAUUCAAAAAA